This is a messenger RNA of Durio zibethinus, 294 nucleotides long. The record is from RefSeq and is a predicted model, not a curated record. Lineage: Eukaryota; Viridiplantae; Streptophyta; Magnoliopsida; Malvales; Malvaceae.
AUGGCUAGCUAUCUGUGGAGAAAUUAUGCAGACUAUCUUUACACCAAAUGGGAAAAAAUGCUUUUUUGGGACAUGUUAGAUCCCUAUCGAAGACCCAAAUCUUUUACGCCUCUCGUUGCUAUUUAUAUUGCAGCCUUUUACACUGGCGUCAUCGGUGCCGCCAUUACUGAGCAACUCUAUAAAGGAAAGUACUGGGAAGAUCACCCUGGGAAAGCAGUGCCGCUCAUGAAGCCGAAAUUUUAUGGUAGUCCUUGGAAGGUGCGCAAAGGUGAUGUACUACCACCUAAUCGGUGA